This is a messenger RNA of Sorex fumeus (smoky shrew), 2752 nucleotides long. RefSeq names its product sulfiredoxin 1 (gene SRXN1). Gene Ontology annotation, cellular component: cytoplasm. The transcript has 2 exons. Gene Ontology annotation, molecular function: sulfiredoxin activity. Gene Ontology annotation, biological process: cellular response to oxidative stress. The record is from RefSeq and is a predicted model, not a curated record. NCBI's taxonomy places the organism in Eukaryota, Metazoa, Chordata, Mammalia, Eulipotyphla, Soricidae. Bases 22 to 420 code for a protein of 132 amino acids.
AGCCGCCGCCCGCCGCCCGCGAUGGGGCUCCGCGCCGGGGGAGCGCUCGGGAGGCCCGGGCCGCACCGAGGGGCGCCCGAGGGGCCCGCCCAGGGCGGCAGCAUCCACUCGGGCUGCAUCGCCGCCGUGCACAACGUGCCGCUCCGGGUGCUCAUCCGCCCGCUGCCCUCCGUGCUGGACCCGGCCAAGGUGCAGAGUCUCGUGGACACCAUCCGGGAGGACCCGGACAGUGUACCCCCCAUCGACGUCCUCUGGAUCAAAGGGGCGCAGGGUGGGGAUUACUUUUAUUCCUUCGGGGGCUGCCACCGCUAUGCAGCGUACCAGCAGCUGCAGCGAGAGACCAUCCCCGCCAAGCUUGUCCAGUCCACCCUCUCGGACCUAAGGGUGUACCUGGGCGCGUCCACACCGGACUUGCAAUAACCUGGUUACUUGCCAGGGCGCCCAAGGGCCCAGAAGACACACGCAGCUUCCACCAGCUGGAUCUGAAGGAGGCAGAGCAGGGGGCCGGACUUUCCCGCCUGCUGCCAAAUCCCUCUCGGCUCUCGGACUCACCACUGAACAGCCUGGGGACCCCAGACCCUGCCUUGUGGCAGUGGGGCAUGUCCUGGCUGUAAACCACCCUUGAGGAUGGCACUGGGCACCAUGGGCUGCUGGCUCCAGACUCCCAAGGACAAGGUCCCCCCUUGCAUUUCUGUCUUUAACUGCCCCGGUGUGUGGCAUGCCCUCAGCUGUCAGUAAAGGGAACCCGAUGGAAGUCUGUUUUGCCAUGUAGUCUGAGUGCUGGAGACGGGUGUAGGUACAGCAUCUCAGAGGAGGUGGGGCCCGUCUCUGGGGUCCUUCUGCUCUUUCCUUCAUUUCCGGGUUCCAGGGUGACUGCUCUCCUGCCAGGAAUCAUGCCUGUGUCCUAGGAAGAUAAGCAGGGCGGGGAGGAGGACAGACCAAACCGGCUGGGUCUGUCACCUGACCUUAAGAGGCCUCUUUCCUGUUUGCAGCCCCUAAACAUUCCCUUGGCUCAAACCGAAGCCAUUGCCACCCCGAGCUGCAGAGCAAGCGAGGAAUUGGCAUACUUGAGUACAGUAACUGCUUCCUGGGGUUGGCCCCUGCCUUCCUGAAUUAAAAUUGAAAUCCCCCUGCUGAGAAAAACAAGGAGAAAUUGUGUCAGGUAACCUUUGCCAUGUAACAAACCAGCCCCAAAGUUAGCAGCUGAGAACCAGUUACCUUGGCUGGGAAGAGAGCUGAAGAGUUCAAGCCCAUGUGUGAGACCCCAAGUCGAUCCCCCGAACUACAUGGGCCUCCAGGUGCUGGCAGGUGUGUCCCUGGUGCUCCCUGAGCACUGCACUGCUAAAACUCGGGCAUUAGAACCAUUAGAAGGGGUGGAACAUCACUGGGGUGGCAACUAUGAAAGUAAUAAUCUGGUUUGUUUGUUUUGGGGUCACACCUAGCGAUGCUCAGGGGUUACUCCUGGCUCUGCGCUCAGGGUCCACUCCUGAUGGUGCUUGAGGGACCAUAUGGGAUGUAGAGGACCAAACUCAGGUUGCUUGCAUGUAAGGCAAGCGCCCUACCUGCUGUACUGUCACUCUGGCCGGGAAAUAAUAUUUUUAAUUUAAAAAUAUGUUUUUUUCCUCACAGUAUUGUGAGUUGGUGGUUUGGCUGGCCUCUUUCCAAUAGUUCUGCUGGCCUCACCACGGGCCACUCAUGGGUCUGUGUACCAUCAGCGGUCAGUGUCAGAUGGAGCUGGGCCUAGGGGAGCCUUACUCUGGGGUCCUGCUAUUGGCUGGGUGCCUUGGUUCUAGGUGACCUGCAGCAGAUGGACUGAGGCUCACUUGCGGGAUGGCCUCAGGGAUCCCAGAAAGGAAGAACGUGAAGACUUUAUAUGUUAUUUUGUUUUGGGUUUGGGGCCAUACCUGGCGGUGCUUAGGGUUUACGCCUGGCUCUGUGCUCAGGGAUCUCUUCUGGCAGGGCUCAGGGAACCAUAGGGAGUGGCGGGGAUCCAACCCAUGUGGCUGCAGGCAAGGUGAGCACCCUACAAACUGUACGAUUUCUCCAGCCCCUUACAGGCUUUUAAAAUUCUAGCCCCUGAAACCCGCCACAUCACUUUGCUAAGUUACUUCUGGCCAGAGCAAAUAAUAAGACUGACCCAGAUUCAGAGAGUGAGGAAAUGGGCCUGAAGGAGAAACUGCUGAAGCUCUGGGUCAUUUUCCAUCCCUCCAAGAUGAUGCUGUGUAAGCAAAUAGCAGUCUUGCUCACUGUUUCUCCUCAGCAUAGGGCCUUGCUCUGCCCAGACCGAAGUCACUAAGACAUUGUCCUGGCCCUCUAGAGGGAACGAGGUGGUGGGGCAGGGGGUCUCUCCUCCAGGGCCAGGCCCACGCUAGUGAGAGAAUCUCCAUCCUGAUGGGAUGGGACAGGGUCAGGCCAGGUGGGACAUUCCAAGGGAGCUUCUGAACUCAUGGAGGAAGAGGAGGAGGACGAGAGCAGAGUGAGGCAGAUGGCACAUACCCACUGCCCUGCUUGGGGAACGUGGUCACUUGGCAUUUGAAUAUCUCAGUCUGGCCAGCUCACUAUCCCUAAAUGCAGGAUGAUCUCCCAGAGUGGAUCAGAGCUGGGGGGCAGGGGCGUUCAUGGGAAAACCGGAAAUCUGAGUAAAGUCCACAUGCGAGUUUAUACACCGAUGUUGAGAAUGGGAACUCCCUGUACUAACUUUGGAACCCUACUGUCAAACAAAAAUCAUUCCAAAAUAAAGUUGUGACUAAGA